GUUUGCGGAAGCUUGGUUACAGCAGCUGGCUGGCGGCUAGUGACUUUUUUGUGCAUGUCUUAGCUGUGUUUUAGAAUUCAAGAUGAAUCUACCAAAGGGACCAGAUUCUUUGUGUUUCGACAAGGACGUUUUUAUGAAGGAUGACUUUGACGUCGACCAGUUUGUGGCGGAGUGUCGGAAGCAGGUCCAGCUGGAGGAGAUGAGAGAGGACCUGGAGCUCUACUAUAAGCUGCUGAAAACGGCCAUGGUGGAGCUCAUCAACAAGGACUACGCCGACUUUGUUAACCUCUCCACCAACCUGGUGGGGAUGGACAAAGCCCUCAAUCAGCUUUCUGUGCCAUUGGGACAGUUACGAGAGGAGGUGAUGAGUCUGCGGUCCUGUGUGAGUGAGGUUAUUCAGGCUAUAGACAGUCAGCUGUCCAAACAAGAAGAUCUGCAGAAAAAAAAGGUGUGUGUAUUGAGGUUGAUUCAGGUGGUGCGCUCUGUGGAGAAGAUUGAGAAGAUCCUCCACUCACAGAAUUCCAAGGAGUCCAGUUCUCUGGAAAUCAGCAGUCCCUUGUUAGCAGGUCAGAUCCUAGAGAGGAUUGCUACAGAAUUCAACCAGCUGCAGUUCCACGCUGUACAGAGCAAAGGCAUGCCCCUACUGGACAAAGUCAGACCUCGUAUCGCAGGGAUCACCUCCAUGCUGCAGCAGUCUUUGGAGGGCCUGCUGAUCGAGGGUCUGCAAACAUCCAAUGUGGACAUGGUGCGUCACUGCCUGAGAACGUAUGCCACCAUAGACAAGACUCGAGAUGCUGAGGCCCUGGUAGGACAGGUGCUGGUGAAACCAUACAUGGACCAGGUGAUAGUAGAAGAGGUGGUGAAGUCCAGUUCGAAUGGUCUUCAGUUAAUGUACUCAAGACUGUUGGAGUUUGUUCCUCAUCAUUGUAGACUGCUUAGAGAGGUGACUGGAGGAGCCAUAUCCAGUGACAAAGCUGACACGGUGCCAGGUUAUGAUUUCUUGGUGAACUCUGUGUGGCCGGAGAUGAUCAGAGGGGUAGAGGAGAGGUUGGCCUACCUCUUCAACCCUGGAAACCCCGACAUAUUCUAUGAGCGCUACAGCGCGAGUAUGGAGUUUGUGCGGAAGUUUGAGCGUCAGUGCAGCUCGCAGGCCAGUGUGAAGAGACUGAGAAUGCACCCCUCGUAUACCAGCUUCCACAACAAAUGGAACCUGCCCGUCUACUUUCAGCUACGGUACAAGGAAAUAGCAGGAAGUCUGGAGAACGCCAUAAGUGAUGGACUAGAGGCAGCACCGGCUGGCAGUGCAUACCACCUGCAGGUAUCUGAGGUGUUGUGGUCCUGUCUUGUUAGAUGUUGGUCAGACAAAGUCUACUUGUCACCUCUGGCACACCGAUUUUGGAAGCUCACGCUGCAGCUCUACGCACGAUAUGCCAAGUUUCUUGACGAGGUGCUUACUAAGUCUCCAGCCCCUGAGGUGACUAAAGAGCCAACCAGGCCUCUGCCGAGCUCAGCCUCCUCCACCUCCAGCCGAACAUCAAUGGAUGAGGGCGGCAGUGAGAGCGGCAGUCCCGCCUCCCUGUCCACCAAGCAGCUGGUCUACAUCGCAGCUGAUAUCCAAAAGCUACAGGAACAGAUACCAGAGUUGUCAGAGAUGGUCAGACAGCGGUUAGAAGCCAUUGGAUUCAAAAACUUUGCUAUUGUGGAAGAUGCUCUGUCAGACUCCGAGGCUUGCCUGUCAAGUAGCAUUCCCACUCUGAACACCAGGAUGACCCAGCAUCUCACUGAACGCUGUUGCCGCUUCCUGAAGAGUGCCUCUGAGGUACCACGACUCUACCGCAGGACUAAUAAGGAUGUGCCGGUGCGUGCAUCAGCCUACAUGGACAACGCCUUACGCCCCUUGCAUCAGCUGCUGACCGACUCAACGGGGCUGGUCAACCCCUCCACAGCACAAGAGUGGCUGCGAGUUGCACUGUCUGAGUGCACGCAGAGGUACUAUGAAACCAUCUCAGAGGUGCUGAGCUCAGUGAAAAAGAUGGAGGAGAGUCUGAAGCGACUGAAGCAAGCCAGAAAGGGUGCGACCGCCACAACAACGGCAGGAGCAAACGGUGGACCCACAGACGACAGCAAGAUCCGGCUCCAGCUAGCACUGGAUGUGGAAUACCUGGGAGAACAGAUCCAGAAGAUGGGUCUUCAGCCAAGUGACAUCUCCAUGUUCUCCACUCUGAUGGACCUUGUGAAUGAGGCCCGAGAGCUCCCAGAACAGAACCAGUAAAAUGUUGACUCCAUCUUUAACUGACACCUGUCAACAUGCUUCACGCAACCCUGCAUUUUCUGGAGACUUGUGAAGGAAAAUAAACGUUUGUCCUGGUCACAGUCAUGGUCCGGUAACAGCUUAGAAUGAUCAGAACAGAAGGAAUGUAAGACAAGAACUGACACGACUGACACUUCAACCUUUUGUACAAAAACAUCUCUACUUAAUGCAGAUUUUAUAGCCACAGUGCACAAACCUUUCAACCUGCUGGAGUUGCGUCUGAUCAAGGUCUAAAUUAUUGAUGGAAGCAGCAGAGAAACUGCUGUCUGCGAGUGAGACUGGGUCGUCAUUGGUUCUGCAAACUGAACAAAAGGGGCUACCUGGUACUGCGUUCAAGGUAUGUUUAUGGACUGCUCUGUGGACAAGUGUACUGAUUGUAAGAGUCUGAAGUCUGAGUUCUAAAGAGAGAACGUCAGUUAAACAAUAUUUGUCAAAUUUCUGCUACUUGGUGAAGGAUUCAUCUCAAAUAGAGAACUCGGUUAGUGUGGGACAUGUACAUUUUUGUUCAAAUCAAAGUUAUAUAAUAUAAUAACAUAACUGGAGAAUAAAAUAAAGAACUUUGG
Molecule: messenger RNA, 2874 nt
Organism: Chelmon rostratus (copperband butterflyfish)
Lineage: Eukaryota; Metazoa; Chordata; Actinopteri; Chaetodontiformes; Chaetodontidae
Gene: cog2
Product: component of oligomeric golgi complex 2
Exons: 18
Coding region: 83-2272 (729 amino acids)
Biological process (GO): Golgi organization; intra-Golgi vesicle-mediated transport; protein transport
Cellular component (GO): COG complex; membrane
Source: RefSeq, a predicted model, not a curated record